CCUAGGCAGAGCUGCCGCUACAUAUAGGAGAAACAGCAGUGUCUACGGCUCCCACCCUCCAAGGGGGCCCGUGGGGGGCGGUGUCAGGAGCAUGGACACCACCCCCCAGGGGUCUCUGCUGCCGACUACUCUCCUCUCCACGUGCUCCCCUGCAGGACCGCUAGCGCCACCGAGGAGCCCCGCGAGGGGAGACGGGCUGCGGCCGCCGGGGCCCCCGGUGCUCUGCGGGUGUCCCCAGCGCUCGCAGUGACGCCGCGGCCGCCAUGGCGCAGGAGAACGCCGCCUUCUCGCCGGGGCCCGAGGAGCCGCCGCGCCGCCGCGGCCGCCAGCGCUACGUGGAGAAGGACGGCCGCUGCAACGUGCAGCACGGCAACGUGCGCGAGACCUACCGUUACCUGACCGACCUGUUCACCACGCUGGUGGACCUGCAGUGGCGCCUCAGCCUGCUCUUCUUCGUGCUGGCCUACGCGCUCACCUGGCUCUUCUUCGGCGCCAUCUGGUGGCUGAUCGCCUACGGCCGCGGCGACCUGGAGCACCUGGAGGACACCGCGUGGACGCCGUGCGUCAACAACCUCAACGGCUUCGUGGCCGCCUUCCUCUUCUCCAUCGAGACAGAGACCACCAUCGGCUACGGGCACCGCGUCAUCACCGACCAGUGCCCCGAGGGCAUCGUGCUGCUGCUGCUGCAGGCCAUUCUGGGCUCCAUGGUGAACGCCUUCAUGGUGGGCUGCAUGUUCGUCAAGAUCUCGCAGCCCAACAAGCGCGCCGCCACCCUCGUCUUCUCCUCGCACGCGGUGGUGUCGCUGCGCGACGGGCGCCUCUGCCUCAUGUUUCGCGUGGGCGACCUGCGCUCAUCGCACAUCGUCGAGGCCUCCAUCCGCGCCAAGCUCAUCCGCUCUCGCCAGACGCUCGAGGGCGAGUUCAUCCCGCUGCACCAGACCGACCUCAGCGUGGGCUUCGACACUGGCGACGACCGCCUCUUCCUCGUCUCGCCGCUGGUCAUCAGCCACGAGAUCGACGCCGCCAGCCCCUUCUGGGAAGCGUCGCGCCGCGCCCUCGAGAGAGACGACUUCGAGAUCGUCGUCAUCCUGGAGGGCAUGGUGGAAGCCACGGGAAUGACAUGCCAAGCUCGGAGCUCCUACCUGGUGGACGAGGUGCUGUGGGGCCACCGCUUCACAUCGGUGCUGACCCUGGAGGAUGGCUUCUAUGAGGUGGACUAUGCCAGCUUCCAUGAGACCUUUGAGGUGCCCACGCCCUCGUGCAGUGCCCGGGAACUGGCAGAAGCUGCAGCCCGCCUCGAUGCCCAUCUCUACUGGUCUAUCCCCAGCCGGCUGGAUGAGAAGGUGGAGGAGGAGGGGGCAGGGGAGGGGGCUGGAGGGGAAGCUGGGGCUGACAAGGAACAGAAUGGCUGCCUGCCACCCCCAGAGAGUGAGUCCAAGGUGUGACCAGUUUCCUCCAGACCCCUGUGACAGACCAGGGGCCAGACACAGGUAUGUGGGAGCUGGAUAUCAGAGGUGGAGGAGGAGGAAGCAGGUGAGGUCCCUGGAAAUGUGCUGAAAUUGGAGAGGCCCCUGCAGAAUUUCAAGUCUAGGAUCCACUAUGGAAAGGAGCGGUCCUGAUUUCAGGAAAAUGGAGGGUGGGGAUGGGUGAACACACAAGCCUGUCUGUGUUUGACCUUCACCUCUGUUCACGGGUGGAUGGAUGGACAGAAGGAUGAACUUAUGGAGGUUGGGUAGAAAGGUGGUGGCAAGUAAAGACAGCUGAUGGGACAGGUAAAUGGACCAAAGGACAUUUGGUGCACUGAGGGCUGCUGCUGACACAGAACACCUUGGUGCACGUCUUAGGAGGCACCUUUUCCUCCAGAGAGACGCAGCCUCAAACCAGGGUACAUAAUUCCAGGAAUAGAGUGUGGGAUGGAUUGCUGUCCCCAGUCACCUCUUCAGCCAGCAUCCCUGGGCAUGGCACACCUGUCUAAAUAGACACAGUAGCCCAAGUUGAACCAGAAGAGACAGAGCCGGCAGAUGGCACAGAUAAGGAGGUGCCCUCCCAAUUCCACCCCUGCCACUGUGACAGUGUGGUGGGCUGCAGGGGGCUUCAGCAAGGUGCGAAUGGCCUUAGUCCAUGGGUGGGCAGGCACAGGGAAGCAGGCCGUGAGGAGAGAUACUGCAGCUGGGAAAGGAGACCAGGGUGGCUAUUUUCUAACAGUGGAAGGAGACAUUACAGGAACUACUGCAGAGGCAGGAAGAUUGAGAGGUUUUUGAGGAGGAAAAAGGGCCAGGAGAGAGACCUAGACAGUGAGUUCACCAAGGCUAAGACACAGGGGGCUCCUGGGAAAGCAGAGUUUGUCCUCGGGCCACAGUAGGGAAGAGUCAUUCAAAUCUUUGCGUGCCACAGGGGGUGGACAUUCAAGGACCUGGUUCCUAUCCUGGGAAUAUAGGGCACAUGGGAAAACAGAGGGAUCCCCUGGGAGAUGUGGUUCAAACUGAAAACCUGAGCACGUUUGGAGGGUAAUCAGAAAGCUGGAACCUGGGUAAGGCUGCGGGGGGACGAUAUAAGCGGCAGUGAGAAGACCUCCACCCAGAGGGCUUGUUAAAACACCUGACUUAACUCUUAGGGCUUCUGCCUCAAUAGGUCUGGAGUGCAGACCAAAAAUGUGCACUUCUAACAAGUUCCCAGGUCAUUUUGCCUGCUGCCAGCCUGGGGACCACACUGAGAACCACUGCUCUGAGCAAAGACUUGGCAGCCAAAGGAGAUGUGGCAGGCAAGCCGGGAGAGCUGGGGAGAAGCUGAGGAACCUCUGGGACAGAGAAUCUAAGGGUGCAUAUCAGAGUAUCGUGUGUGGGAAAGGGGACCUGAAACCCAGCCUAAAGAGUUGAACUUCGGGCCCAGGAACUCAACUUUUGGUGCAAAAGGGACAGUGACAGCAGAGGUGGUGAUUGGGAAAAUGAGUGGGCCAGAUGGACAGGAGGAAGCAGAGAGAACUUAAAGGGGUUUCUGCAAGGUAAUGGGGAUCUGGGGCAGGAAGGGCUCUGGGGCAAAGGGUAGAAUCCCUAUAGGGGUGAGAGGCAGGAUUGAAUGUGGAGGAGACAGAAACAAGCAAGAAGCCCAAACUUCAAGGUGUGUGGGACCAGCUGUCUGCCCAGCUGGCAUGGGGUCCCUGGAGACACAUAUUUCUAUGCCAGUGCCAACCCUUUCCUGCUCUCAUCUAAGUCACCUGCAGUAGCCCCUGUAUGGUGAGGAGAGACAGUGGCAAUUUGGGAGGGGCAGAAGGCCAAGGGGACCCAAGAUGGGUCUCCUGGAGGAAGUGCAGGCCAGGCAAGCACGCCCUCAGACCAGGGCGCCAGGUCCCAAGCAGUACUACCCCAGCAAGGACCUCCUCCCUAGGUCCUGGCCACAUCCCACUCCUGUCCUUUAAUAAAAGUCUGAGCCCCUUGGGGGAAGCUCCCUGGUCUGCGGCAUUCCAGGCUGGGCAGCAGGGGUCUGGUGGGGCACCGUGUCUCCACUCCAGGGCACCACGUCUCCUGGAAGCAGGAAAAGGGGUCAUGGAGGGAGCCCAUCCCAGCUUGGCUCCACUCAGAGAGGACUCACACCCCAGUUCCUUUCCUUCAGGCUAGGCAUGGAUGUCAAGAACCACCUGGGUCACCCUUAGUGAAAGAUGAGGUCCUUAAACCUGGCAUUGGCUGGUCCCCAAGAACAGAUGUUGGGGUGCAGAAUGGAGACUCAUUUGGGUUUAACUGAAUGAAACAGGCACAGUCUGGACAAUAGGGGUGGGCUGAGUGGCAUCUGCACACACUCACAUGGAAGUUAAUCCACUGUAAUGGGACAGGCAGAGAAAAUGAGGUUGGAGUGGGCCCCUCCUUCCCUUGGAAGUCAGAGACACUGACGCAUGUCUCUUCACCACUGUCACCACUCAGGGCGCCAUUGUACAGUGCAAAGUCAGGAGACCUGUGUUCUAGUCCUGACACAGACUGUUGCUAAUUAGCUCUAUGACUCUGGGCAAGUCAAAUCACUCUCUGGGCCUGUUUCCUCAUCUGUAAAAAUGACACUUAGCAAACUAAUAAUGCUCAAUAAAUGUUUAAAUAACUGAAUGAAACAGGUAGACUGGAUACCUUUUAAGGUGCAAUGCAGUUAAGGAUUUCAGGAUCAGAGAAUCCUUAGGCAAAGAAAUUCAGGGAGCCCCUAGGGUGCUGAAGUGGGAGGAAGAAGCCGUGGGCGUGUACACAGGUGCAGCACUCUGGGGACCCACAGGCCCUGCCCUGACUGACGUAGUCCGCGCCACCUAGGCUCCAGGUGACUGUGUUCUGGGGCUUCUGUCCUUCUGUUGUCAGAUGGAAUAAUUAAGGUCAUAAGGGAAAAGACUGAGGCCCCAGGCCCUGGUGGGAAGCAUCAGAUCCAGAGAUCCUGACUAGGAGAAUGAGACGGAGUAGGAUGGAGUCUGGGGAGCUCAGAAAGGGCCCUAUCCCUGGAAGCACCUUCCCUAUAACAUAGGAGAGGGAUGGGGAUCUGGUGCCAAGCUCAGCUGGAACCCACCCUCCCUUUCUCUGUCCCCCUCCUCAAAUAGAAAUCCUGUCCAGAGUUAGGUCAGCACUGACAGUUCAAGCAGCAGAUGGAACCCAGGUGUUGCCUCCUGGGCUGGGUGGCAUGCGCUA
Molecule: messenger RNA, 4649 nt
Organism: Nycticebus coucang (slow loris)
Lineage: Eukaryota; Metazoa; Chordata; Mammalia; Primates; Lorisidae
Gene: KCNJ9
Product: potassium inwardly rectifying channel subfamily J member 9
Exons: 3
Coding region: 264-1445 (393 amino acids)
Biological process (GO): potassium ion import across plasma membrane; regulation of monoatomic ion transmembrane transport
Cellular component (GO): plasma membrane
Molecular function (GO): G-protein activated inward rectifier potassium channel activity
Source: RefSeq, a predicted model, not a curated record